UCUGAGGUCGCUGCAGCCAAUGAGGCGACUGAAGCUCGGCAGGACGUUGCGGGCAGCAGGGAUUCACGCGGAGCGAGGAGAGUUCCCCACUUACGCUCAGAGAUAGGCAUCUGAUGUCUUCUGUGUGGCCAGGCGAAACCUGAUCGGCUGCAUAACAGCCGAAACCAGGAGGAGUCGUGUAUCGGAAAAUGUCUUCCUCCUUAAGCAACAUCACAAGCCCAAUUGAGAUCAAGCAAGAAAAUACAGCUGAAACUGUAGAUCAGGUCUCGGAGCUCGUCACACUAACCCCCUUGACUCUGGCUACAGAGCAGGCAGUAGCUGUGGGAGGAUCUGCAGACCAGGUACGAGCUGAACUUUUGUCAGCUGCUGCUGCAGUCUCGUCAACCCUGUCCUUUUCACCGGAGCAUGUUGCUUGUGUUUGUGAGGCUUUACAGCAAGGUGGGAAUCUAGAUCGACUGGCCAGAUUUCUGUGGUCUUUACCCCACAGUGACCUGCUACGUGGCAACGAAAGUAUUUUAAAAGCCAGGGCUCUGGUGGCAUUCCACCAAGGCAGGUAUCAGGAGCUGUAUAACAUUUUGGAAAGUCACAACUUCGAGGCUUCGAACCAUGCUCUGCUGCAAGAUCUGUGGUAUAAAGCUCGUUACACGGAGGCAGAAAAAGCCAGGGGUAGAACUUUGGGAGCUGUUGAUAAGUAUAGACUGAGGAGGAAAUACCCUCUUCCAAGGACUAUUUGGGAUGGAGAGGAAAUGAUUUACUGCUUCAAGGAGAAAUCGAGAAAUGCACUGAAGGAACUUUACAAACAGAAUCGGUAUCCGUCACCAGCGGAGAAGAGAAAUUUGGCAAAAAUUACCGGACUUUCCUUGACUCAGGUUAGCAACUGGUUCAAGAACCGGCGGCAGAGGGACCGAAACCCUUCAGAGACCCAUUCGAAGAGUGAAUCAGAUGGCAAUCACAGCACUGAAGAUGAGUCCAGCAAAGGACAGGAAGAUAGCUCUCCACAUCCGCUUACUGUGUCUUCUGAUGGCGCCAACAGCACUGGCCUUUCAAAUUCUGCAGAGUCUAUGUUCAUGCAGCAUCUUGGCAACUCUAAAGUAUCUCCUUGCUCUUCUACACUUUUGUUAAAUGGAAAUGCAGUGAGUGCUACUCACCCACCUCAGAUGUUCCUUAACAGCAGUGCAUUUAUCCAGGGCCCUAAUGGUGUGAUCUUUAAUGGAGUAAGCAUGGGAAAUACCCAGGCAAUAACUCUGAGUCCUUUGAGAACAGCAGUCACAAGCGCUAUAGGUAACAAUGGGUCAUCUGCAGAGGCAAAUGCAUCGUCAUCCCCUGAAGAUGUGAAGGACUUGAAAAUGCUGCAAGGAUCUAUGCCUGGUCCGGGUAGCACAACAUACAGUCAUAAUAUAUCCACCCCAUUUUCUCUGUCUGCAGCUAAUGCCAGCAUCACAAAUGAGGCCAUACAGACCCUUGCCACACAGGAAGGUGGACCUGUAGUUGCUUUCUCAUCUCCUGUGCACGUUGGCCAGUACAACCUAGUUCAGUUGCCUAGUGCUGGAACAAAUGGACAGUUUAAUGGAAGGGUCAAAGUGUCUUCAUUUCAGCUUCCUUCAUCCUCAGUAGCUAUUUCACAAGGAGCCAGUCUAGUGGCAGAUCUUGGUGCAGUAGAAAAUGGGUCUUCAUCCAGUGAAACUGCAAUGAUAGUGCAACCAGGUAAAGUUUUUCUCACUCCGCUUCCACCCAAUACCAUUGUGUACAAAACUCCAGGUUCUGGAGAGGUUGUGACAACCAUCAAGCAAGAGGCUGCAGAUGGAAGUGUUGUGUACCCUCAGUUAAUGCCUGUUACUCAGAACACUCAGGUGAAUAUAGUUUCUUCUGAAAAUAUUUCUGCACCUUGCCCUCUGCCUUUGGGUCCACUGCUCCUUAAUGUCACAGCAGAGCAGAAUUUUCUGCCAAACAUUGGGCUGAACUCGGACAUCUCUGUGAAUCAAGCAGUUGUACAUGAUUCGUCUGCGUCAAUAGCUGCAACUAGUGCCCCCACUGCCACUUCUGUUGGUAACAGUAACUUUGCAGGCCUUCACAACUGCUCCUUCAUUGGUGGCCAGGAGACAUUUUCGGUUUCAACAGCUUCUUCACUUUUAGGGAACAGUGUGGUUUCUACAGGUAGAAAUGAUUCCACCCAUGCCACUGAACACAUCCAGCAAGGAUUUAGCAAUCAACACAUAUCUGUCCUUCAUAUGGUACCUAAUAUGAAAGGUGGUUUCCUUGCAUCUCCUGAAAACAAGUCAGAAGACUUGAUAAUGUUGGAUUCGAAAUCAAAGUAUGGUAUAAGUGACAUGGUACGUGCAGUAUGUGAAGGUUUAGCAUGUGACAAAAAAGAAAUUAUCAGGGCUGAAAUAGAAGAAGGCACCAAUAAUAUAUAGUUAUAUUUUAUUUUGUUUUCACAAAUUUGAGGCUUUAAAAAGUGAAUACUUGUUUCUUGUUGCUUAAAAAACAAAGCAU
This is a messenger RNA of Protopterus annectens (West African lungfish), 2493 nucleotides long. RefSeq names its product SIX homeobox 4 (gene SIX4). The coding region runs from base 189 to 2414 and encodes 741 amino acids. Gene Ontology annotation, cellular component: transcription regulator complex; nucleus. The record is from RefSeq and is a predicted model, not a curated record. Lineage: Eukaryota; Metazoa; Chordata; Ceratodontiformes; Protopteridae. The transcript has 3 exons. Gene Ontology annotation, biological process: regulation of transcription by RNA polymerase II. Gene Ontology annotation, molecular function: RNA polymerase II cis-regulatory region sequence-specific DNA binding; DNA-binding transcription factor activity, RNA polymerase II-specific.